Triticum turgidum subsp. durum (durum wheat) is the source of this 3186-nucleotide messenger RNA. The record is from the annotation of a GenBank genome assembly. NCBI's taxonomy places the organism in Eukaryota, Viridiplantae, Streptophyta, Magnoliopsida, Poales, Poaceae.
AUGCCAGUCAACAAAAGCACUCACGAAGGCUACAAGGUAGUCCUAGUAGUAUACUACGACAGACAGAGAGAGGACCGCGGAGCGUCGGCGAUUCGAGCUGCCCGGGCGGGAAGGAAGGAAGGAGCGAGGCAACGCCGGCCGGCGGCGACCACCAUUGAUGCGGUGCGGGAGGUUCUGAGGCCUGUCUCAAACAAUGCUUCAGCACAUCAUGGUCAAUCACCCAAAGUCUCUUCGAGGGUUAGGCAUGACGAGACCCAAGAAAUUGGAGUACCAAAAUUGUCGAAUGAGAAGCUAGCAUCACGAGUUAAUUUAAAUGAUUUUUCUCCACAACAUGGUCAGUCACUAGAAUCAUACCUAUCAUCAAAUGGAGAUGAAGAGACCAAGGAGACCAUGAAGAGUUUGAAUGAAAAACUUGCUGCUGCCCUUUUGGCUAUUAGUGAUAAAGAGGAUCUGGUUAAGCAGCAUACUAAAGUCACAGAAGAGGCUGUUGCAGGUUGGGAACAAGCUGAAGUUGAAGCUACUGCCAUCAAGAAGCUGCUUGAAGCUGCUUCCCAUAGAAAUGACUAUCUCGAGGGUCAAGUCAGCCACCUAGACAAGGCCCUCAAGGAAUGCGUGAGGCAGCUGCGCCUGGUAAGGGAAGAACAAGAGGAGAUAAUACGUGAUGCACUUACCAAGAAGUCCCAGGAGUUGGAGUCUGAGAACUCCAAGCUGCAAAACCAUAUUGCUGAGCUGAAGAAGCAGCUGGCAGCAACCAAAUCAGAAGCAUCCACCGUGUCUGCACAGCCUGAUCUACAAGAGAAGCUUCAGACAAUCGAGAAAGAGAACUUGGAUCUCAAGGCCAAGCUCCUUGUACAGUCCAAGGAUCUGAAGAUACUCUCACUGGAAAAAGACUUGAGCAAUCAAGCAGCAGAGACAGCCAGCAAGCAGCACCUGGAAAGUAUAAAAAAGAUUGCUAGGGUUGAGGCAGAAUGCCGCAGGUUACAUUAUCUAGCUCAGAAAACAGCAUUGGUCAAUGAUUCUAGACCUCCGCCAAGCGCAGAAUCACUAACUGACAGCCACUCUGACAGUGCAGAAUGUAUGGUUGCUGUUGAUAGUGAAUUGAGAAAUUCUGACUCGUGGGCAUCUGCUCUGAUUACAGAGCUUGAUCAGUUCAGGAAUGCGAAGGCUAGUGCAACAAAUAUUGUGAAUAGUCCUGUUGAGAUCGACCUAAUGGAUGAUUUCCUUGAGAUGGAAAGGUUGGCUGCAUUGCCUGAAUCAGACCAGACAAGCUCUACCUUUGAUAUGGAGACAGAUUCCGACAAGGCUGUGACGAGAAACAGCUCUUCUAAAAUUGAAAAUGAAGAAUUGUGGCGUCAUGUUGCAGAUUUGCAUUCGAGGGUUGAAGUGGUUGAAAGCUAUAAGAAGGAGCUUGAGAUAGCUCUGAUAGAGGCUAGAAAUCAGCUUGACAUCUCCUGUGACGCACUAGUGGCGGCAAGGAACAGGCUGGUUGAAAUGCAAAUGCAAUUGGAUUUGGCAAAUGACUCUAAAUAUGCUGCUCUGGGAGAUGUGGACCGAUUGGACUCGGAGAAAAAGGCUUUGGAGUUUCAACUGGAGUCCAAAUCUGUAGAAGCUGAGGAGCUACAUGCGAUUGUUGCUUCAUUGGGAGAAAAUGCAGAAAAGAAGGAAUUUGAGUCACAGUUAGAACUGGUGUCAGCCGAAGCCGCAGAGCUUCGGGUGACUGUGGCAUCAUUGGAAGAGAGGAUUGAAACCGAGACUGCUCUUUCUGUGCAGCACAAAGAAAAAUCAGAUGCUGCAUGCAAUGCUAAAGAAUUGUUGGAGAGACAGCUGUAUUCUGCAAACGCGGAAGUGCAAAAACUGCAUGGCAUCAUUAAAUCACUAGAGAAUCAGGUAGAAGAAGAGAAGGCACUGCACGACGAACUCAUGACACAAUCAUUGCUGAAGAUUGAAGCAGCUGUUGAGGCUGUUAAAGAACCAUUGGAGGCACAGCUUUGUUCCGCAAACACCGAAGUAGAGAAACUGCGUGGCAUUAUCGAAGCAUUAGAGAGUGAGAUAGAAAAGGAGAGGACAGUGCAUGAAGAACUGACAUCACAGCUAGACAUGAAGAUUGAAGCAGAGAGAACUCAUUCUGAAGCUGUUAAGGAAUCAUUGGAGGGACAGCUAUGUUCAGCAAAUAGUGAGGUAGCGAAACUGCGUGAUGUCAUUAAAGCGCUAGAAAAUGAGGUAAUUGAAAAAGAGAAGGCAUUGCAUGAAAAAUUGGCAGAAGCAGAGAAAUCUCUUUCUGUGGAGUCUGUUAAAGAAUCAUUGGAGGCAGAACUCCAGUUAGUCAACUCUGAAGUUGUGAAACUGCGUGAUAUGGUGACAGCGCUUGAGCAUGAAGUGGUAAAGGAAAAGGAGUUCUCUGACGAGCUCCAGCUGCAGCUAGAAGCUCUAGAGGCCAUAAAAAGGGUGUUGGAGUCAGAGGUUGAGUCUGCACAUCAGGAUGCCUGGAAGCUUAAGGAGAAGGUUGAAUUGUUUGAAGCAAAACUGCAGGAACAGAUGUUGUCAGCAGCGGAGUUCACUGCCAAGGAAGAGUCUGUGCAGUCACAAAGAACGGCAAUAGAGCAUCAACUUGAAGCAUCAAAGGCCGAUGUUGUGAAACUGACGAACAUGGUGAGCUUCCUCCAAGGGGAGGUUGUGCAGGAAAGGUUGCUGUCAGAAGAUUAUGAACAGAAAUGCCGAAAGCUGGAGGCUCAGUUGUCAAGGGAUAUUCGGGACGCGAAGCUCUGGAGGCUUGCAAACUCAAAUGGAGACCUAAAGACCAAGCAGGAGAAGGAGCUUGCUAAUGCAGCUGGGAAGCUUGCAGAGUGCCAGAAGACCAUUGCUUCACUGGGACGCCAAUUGAAAUCACUGACAGAGAUCGAUAACGUGGUGCUGGAGCCUGGACUAGGACUACUGCUGGAACCCAGGGACAUAGCACUAGACUUGAGAGCCAGUGAUCCUGGCCUCCUUCAGAAAAGAAGCACUGGUUCGAACUUUGCAGUCUUCGCUGAUGAGUUAUACGAUCUUGACCUUCCGGAUGGCGAUGUGGGCUGCUUUUCGCCACUCCCAUCGAUGAUUCGACCGUCAUCACCCCCUCCCUCGGAAAUGUCGGUGUUUGCAGGGGGGCUGUCGUCGCUUAGUAGCUACAGGGGCAAGAGAAGAAAGUAA